AUGGCAAGACUUCACUCCGUUCUCUUUUUGUCAGUUCUCUGCUAUGUUGCGACUGCCAAGAAAAUUCUUUUGUCCACACCGAGAAUGGAUGAUUCUCAGUCUUCCCAUGUAACCCAGACCUACACCUACGUUUGCCAUCCAUCAAGAUUUAACGGCCUUGGCUUAAAUAUGGAAUAUUUUGGCUACUGCAAUAAAUCACUUCCAUUUGAGGUUAGAGCCAAAGAUUUGGUAGAUAGAUUGAGUUUGACUGAGAAGGUGGGGCAACUUGGAGACCAGGCCAAUGGGGUGCCAAGGAUUGGUCUACCAAAAUACUAUUGGUGGUCCGAGGCAUUACAUGGUGUAUCAGACUUCGGUGAUACGGCAACCUUUUUCAAUGCUACCAUCCCCGGUGCAACAAUAAACCAAGGAAAAGUUAGGGAAGCAGACAUAGACAAAGUCUUGAAAAACCUCUACAUCGUCCUUUUCAGGCUUGGACACUUUGAUGGCAGUCCACAGUUUGAAAAGCUGGGCAAGGAUGACAUUUGCUCUCAAAGCCACAUUGAUUUAGCCAUUGAAGCUGCCAGCGAAGGAGUGGUUCUACUCAAGAAUGAUAACAAUACUUUGCCAUUGGAUGCUCAGAAAGUUAAAAAGGUUGCCGUGGUUGGGCCACACGCCAACGCCACUAAAGUUAUGAUUGGCAAUUAUGCUGGUAUACCAUGCAAAUAUACCAGCCCACUGGAUGCAUUCAGACAAGCUUAUGGGAAUGAUAAUGUGUACUAUGCACCAGGCUGUCUAGAUGUUGCUUGUAGAGAUUAUAGUUUGGUUUUCCCAGCAGUCCAAGCAUCUAAAAAGGCGGAUGCUGUCAUCAUUGUUGCAGGAAUAGAUACCUCAGUUGAGGCUGAGAGCCUUGAUAGGGAAAAUCUUCUGCUACCUGGUUAUCAAUAUGAAUUAAUAGAUCAAAUUUCAAGGCAAUCCACCACUCCUAUUAUUCUGGUAAUCCUAUCUGCCGGUGGUGUUGACAUUUCUAUCGCCAAAAAUGAUUCAAGAGUUAGUGCCAUCCUUUGGGCUGGAUAUCCUGGAGAAAAAGGUGGCCAGGGCAUUGCAGAUGUUAUACUUGGGAAAUACAAUGCUGGUACGUAA
This is a messenger RNA of Coffea arabica (coffee), 1119 nucleotides long. NCBI's taxonomy places the organism in Eukaryota, Viridiplantae, Streptophyta, Magnoliopsida, Gentianales, Rubiaceae. The record is from RefSeq and is a predicted model, not a curated record.